GCACGAUGGCGGAAGCUGAUGACGGGCAAGCGUUGCCUCGCCUUGCAGCCGCUUCUGCGACCGCUGCUGCUGCUGCUGAGGGUGAUGGUGAUGGCGAUGGCGGCAGGGGAAGUGCACUGACAUGGGUCUCGCUGUCGCCUGGGAAGAGGACCACCCUCGCCUCUGUGCGAGCUCAAGCCAGGCAAAGGGCAUCGCCGUUGCGCCACGUGUGCAAGGUCGCCGGCGUUUGGCCACCGCUCGCUUCGUCUUCAUCAUCGUCGCCCAACCACGAUGGUCAGCACCGGCACCGGCACCACAACGUCCAUGCAACGCCAGAGCACAUGUCACGCUGCUUUGUCACGACGGAGGAGGAGCUAAAGCUCAGGGAAUUGCCCCUGUCCAACAGGAAGGACGACAACAGGAACAGGUCUCCUGUGGUCUAUGUGCAUCCCAGCAACAGUGUCCUGCAAGAAGGCAGCACCUCCACCUGGUGCUGGCUGCACGCGCCGUCAGCAUCAGCGUCAAAGCGAACAGUCUUGGUUAAGGUGGAGCCGUGUGCCGCCCAAUGUGCCGCUGUCAAAGGCGAAGGUGCGCUCAGUUCCUCAGCAGUCCUGCUGAACCACCGUGCAGCAUACUUGUUGUCAAACGGCUUGUUAGCACAACCAGACACGGUUCAGCUCGCUCGGCACACGCCCAUCACGCUGCGUUACUCACCAUCGCCUGCGUCCCGCCUCCACCGAACUCCCAGCAGCAGCAGUAGUGUUAUCGAAGCCGCAGCCCCUUCGUCGGCAUCGACAGUGUACCUUGAGCGGCUGCACUGCCCCUUCUGGAAGCCUGCCUUCUCCUGCACGGCAGCCAUCCACCACGCCCUGUCCGUUCUCGCCGUCGUGCACGUGGGCGACGUCAUAUGCGUGCGCAUUGACGACGGUGCCAUGCAGCAGGUCGUGCGCGCAACGGGCAGGCUCGACAUCACCCCUUGGCCAACCCAGUACCACCACCACCACGACCAGCACGACGACCACGACGACGACGACGAGCAGCAACAUUCGCGGGUGCACCUGCCUCGGGGAGGGGAGCCACUGCACUGGCGGUCCAACGACUGUGUGUUCUUCCGCGUCCGGGCCAUCGCCUCCCGUCAGCCGCUUUUCAAAGCACAGCCACCAUUCACGGGCGUGGUGCUGCCAUCACGCAGCAAGCGCACGCCUGCAAGGACCAAGCGGAGAACACCCGCAGCAACAGCCGAUACCACUUCCGCCGCCACGCAGCGCCGAGGGCAGCAUCGGCGUCGAGUGCCUGCAAGCAACACCCAAUUCAACAGCUCAACACAGAGUGCAAGCCAUUCUCCAACACGGGCGACGUACCCAGGAAGCGAAGAGCACGAACGAAGAGGAGGAGGUUUGCUACACACGGCUGUGCGCAGCGCGCUUUCGUGGUUUGACUGGGAUGGUGAUGAUGACAACGAUGACGGUGCUGGUCGUGAUAGUGUUCGCAAUAGAGGAGACGAAGCAUUGGGCCAGAGAAGAGAGGGGGAAAACGCACCAGCAACGGCAGCAAGCACUGGUGGUGGAAGUGAAGAUGCAAGCGAGGAGGAACAAGAGGAAGGGCGUGGACGCGUUGCAAAACAACAGACGCCAGCAAGACCGGUCGAUGAUGACGAUGAUGACGAUGGUGGUGGCAGUGAUCAUAAUGAUGCUGAAGAGAAGAGUGAGGAGUAUGAGGUGGUGUGUGCAUUGUUCGAUGCUGAUGCGACUGCGGUGGUCAGUGUUGGAGCCACCAAUGACUACAGGCCGUACCGCACGCAUGCGCUGUGCUGCCACCAACUCCGGCAACCAUCCACGCCAUUCGCGUGUGAUGCGGUACUCGCUGCGCCCGUUGGUGUGGAGGAUGAGUUUUCACAACUCUCGCGUUACAUUCACGCAAUGAAAGCGGGCGGAAGCGAGGCCCUCACGUCAUUUGUGCGCAUACACACGGACGACGAAGAUACCUUGGCUGCGCCCACAGGGUAUGCGAGCAAACUGCAUGGCUUUGACACGCUGCAUGCCACGUGUAUUGACCUCGCCACGCCAUCGCCGGCAAAGACAGAGAAGAGGCUUGAGCAGGUGUGGCGGACGGCUGUUGCUGCGCGCCCGCUGGUUGUGUGUCUGUCAAGCGCACAGCUGCUCUUCUCCGCAGAGGAAGAGGACAGGCUGGAGCUGGUGCCGCGGUAUGUGUCGCUCCUUCGUCAGCUGUCGUCGUCAUCAUCGUCGUCAUCAUCGUCAUCAUCGUCAUCAUCAUCGUCUCGUGGCGACGGGUUGCCUGUGAUGAUCAUUGCGCUGUUUCCACACGCGUGCGCACACAAGCUGCUGCCAGAUGUCAAGGAACUCUUUACGCUCGCCAUUCACGCCAAAGACUUUGAAGCAGAGAACAAGCGCGCCAUGCUGACUGCGUUGCAUCAUGAUGGUCGAGUGGACCGGAUGUCCACAUCCAUCGGCGUGGCGACGGCCGUCCAGGAACUGACGCGGUCCUCCCUGCACCGCGCAGUGCACCUUGCAGCUGCCAACUCAACUUCAGGAUGUGUCACGAGCGAGCAGUUGCUGGCGGCGGCGCGGUCCAUAUGUGCACUUAAUCCGGACAAGCAACAGCGUUCGUCCUUAAUCCCAACCACGCGGUGGAGCGACGUGGGCGGGCUGGCGCAGGCGAAAGAAGAUAUUCUGGAGACGAUUGAACUGCCGUUGCGACGGCCGGACCUCCUCCCUCCGGGACUAAAGCGCACGGGGCUGCUGCUGUACGGGCCGCCAGGCACAGGCAAGACGCUGCUGGCGAAGGCGGUUGCAAACGAGUGCAAUGCACGAUUCAUGAGCGUGAAGGGACCAGAGCUCAUCAACAUGUAUGUCGGGCAGAGCGAAGCCAACAUCAGGGAGCAGCAGUGUCGCUGUAACGGCACACGUGCAGAACGCACACGCCUGCACAAGCGCAACCGUCUGGAGACGACCAAAGAGAAGGGUGGAGCCGAGGAAUCCGCCCAACAGCGGGCCAACAACGAACCCGGCACUGCCGGCGCUGUGCAGACGCCCAAGCUUUGA
This is a messenger RNA of Salpingoeca rosetta, 3041 nucleotides long. RefSeq lists its product as uncharacterized. The coding region runs from base 6 to 3041 and encodes 1011 amino acids. Gene Ontology annotation, molecular function: ATP hydrolysis activity; ATP binding. Gene Ontology annotation, biological process: protein import into peroxisome matrix. The record is from RefSeq and is a predicted model, not a curated record. Gene Ontology annotation, cellular component: peroxisomal membrane; cytosol. The transcript is spliced from 10 exons. Lineage: Eukaryota; Choanoflagellata; Craspedida; Salpingoecidae.